Messenger RNA from Symbiodinium necroappetens, 1068 nucleotides. NCBI's taxonomy places the organism in Eukaryota, Dinophyceae, Suessiales, Symbiodiniaceae. The record is from the annotation of a GenBank genome assembly.
AUGCCAUCAGUCCCUGACUGGGCCCACCCCACUCCCUCACCAUCGCUUAUGGUUCGCAUGCCAGAUCCCAAAGCCUGGCAAGCUCCACAUUUUGGUUCCACGCUCAAUGGGAAAUCCUUACCUGGAAUGGACCAGAGCGAGUCGUCUCUCCGAACGCUCCUUUCUCAGGUGUGCGCCCCCUUCGUGCAAGGAAUGGUGACGGCAGUGGAACAACUUGUCCAACAAGAAGUAGAACGCCAGGUCAAGCUUCUGCGCCAGCAGGAUGGCCAUGCUUCCAUGAAUUGGCCACGGCGCUUGAGCAGAGAACAGCCGCAACAGCCGCAACAGCACUCAUAUGGAAGUCCCUCUGAGGGCAUGCCAUUCGGUCAUGUUUUUGCCGCACAAGCUGACCAGCAAAACCAGAGCACAGGAGCUGCGGAGACGAUGAAGUUGACCAGCGUAGCAUCUCUGCCCCUACGAGAAGAGUCCUCGGAGGACGAGUGCGAGGCCGAUGGGGACCAUGGAGGCCACUUCCAAGCACUUUUUGGUGGGAAAGCUCCUACAUCUCAUUCGAGGUCAUCAUCAUUCUCAGAGCGGUCUAAUGCGACACCUCCAUCCGAAGAUGCUGAGCCUCCAGGCUUCAGCACGCAAGGAUUUUCCGGAGUGGUGCAAUCUGCAGAUGGCUCUGGUGACCCUUUGUACCUUCAGUGGUCGCGAGGCCAGUCACAUCGAGAGAGACCAUCGUUGACACCGACAGUCUCUCCUGUGACUCCACAUGUGUCACCCAACGUCGGCGGAAACCAGCGACAGGGCACGAAGCAAACAGUGGAUUGUCAUCAAGGAGAUGCAGGAACCCCGCAGGCGAAGUCUGCAGUUGUUUGUCGCCACUGGAAGUCGAAAGGCUGGUGCAGACUUGGGGAUGAAUGCAAGUUCGCCCAUCCUGAACACAAGUGUGGAGCUGGGUCGCAGAUGAAGAAGGAAAAGGAUCGAUCGGUGACAAGCAGCAGCAGUGCAUCACUCAGUUGCCAGUGCAGAGUUCUCGUUGGCUUUUCAUUUCCGUGCCGGUAUAUGGAAGAACAUGCUUUUUGA